Molecule: messenger RNA, 1962 nt
Organism: Wyeomyia smithii (pitcher-plant mosquito)
Lineage: Eukaryota; Metazoa; Arthropoda; Insecta; Diptera; Culicidae
Product: carbohydrate sulfotransferase 11
Exons: 4
Coding region: 555-1589 (344 amino acids)
Biological process (GO): carbohydrate biosynthetic process
Cellular component (GO): membrane
Molecular function (GO): sulfotransferase activity
Source: RefSeq, a predicted model, not a curated record
CGUGGGGCAAUGCCUGCUGAGAAAGUGUCUGAAAGAAAUGUUUGGAUCGUGUCACUCACGGCUGGCCCCUCGUAGGUACCUCUCUAAAUAUAAACAGGAAAGGCAACGGUAAGCGUGUUACUGUUGUUGUUAUUGUGAUUAAUUACCGCUGGAGCGUGUGAAAGAUAAUAACCAUGCACUUAGGGGUCUUGUUCGAGUGGAUUAAAUGUCGUGAAGCUGGUAGGGAUUAGUUCCUCUCCGAGAUUGCUGUACAGCGGGCGCACUUUGAGUAGGAUGUCGAUGUAGACAAGUAUAUACUUAACUCGUUUUGUAAACAGUUUGCGUUUCAGCGCAAUAAACAGGUAUUCAAUUGCAAGGCAGGUAGUUUUUUUGCAUAUCGUUCUGUCUAUACAGCAAAAGAUAGAGUCGUGUUCGCCGUAGUUGGCAGAUAUUGACCUUCAAAAGCGCGUACAGUGCAGUGUGUUGAGGAAACAUACAUGUAACAACUGUCGAGCGUAUCUCUCUAAGCGAUAACUCAUGACACUGAGCGGAGCCGGAGCCGAACGCGUGGAAAAAUGAUAUCAUCCCAACCGGUUACGCUGGGUGUUCUGGCAAUGGUGAUGGUGGCAAUGUGCGGCCGAGUAGCCGCAAUGUUGCAGCUAAGUGAUCACCGGAAUGCGAUGAAACCUUCACCGGCGUUGGUGAUGAGCGAGAAUACUCUGCUUAAUGAUGUCCAUGAGUACGAGCUGACCCAAGCACAGAACUUUCAGCGACAGGAUGCUCUACAGCGGGCUUGUACGCAGCUUAAGGACACGCUCGAGUACAAAUCGGUAGAUGAGCUGAACUCCUUCCAGUCGAAUCACCUGUUGAUCGACGAGAGACACAAGUUUCUUUACUGCUACGUACCAAAGGUCGCCUGCACCAACUGGAAGCGCAUUCUGAUGAUCAUGACGGAUAAGUGGAACGGCACCGACCCGUUGCAAAUUCCGGCCGAUACGGCCCACUCAAACGGAAUGUUCCGAACGUACAGUACACUCAACGAAACGGAACGGCAAGCCGUCCUAUCAGAUUACAACCGCUUCGUACUGGUGCGGCAUCCAUUCGAGCGGCUGCUUUCCGCCUUCCGCAACAAGUUGGAGGGCAACUCCAAGAGUGCAAAGUACUUUCAGUCCCGCGUGGGCAAAUUGAUCGUGAAAACGUUCCGCCCGAACGCGUCGAACGCUUCGCUGGAGUACGGCCACGACGUUACGUUCCGGGAGUUUAUCCAGUACCUGCUGAGGCCGGACUUGAGCCGCAACUCGAACCUCUCCUUCAACGAGCACUGGGAACCGAUCUCCAAGCUGUGCCACCCGUGCGCCCUGCAGUAUAACAUCAUCGGCAAGUACGAAACGUUGGUGGACGAUUCGGCGCUCGCCCUGCACCUGGCAGGGGUCAGCAGUGAGAUUAACUUUCCUGUUGCAUACAAAACCUCCGGUACGGGGGAACGACUACGGAAGUAUUUCAGUGACAUUCCGCUACCUCUCAUCAAGAGUUUGUACCGGCUGUACGAGGAAGAUUUUCGGUUGUUCGAUUAUAACUUGGAGGAAAUUUUAGGCUUUGAGCUGGGAUGACAAUAAUGACGUGUAAAAAAUCAAUAUCGGACAAUCGGUACUAAGUACCGAAUUAUGGAAAAAUGUGACCAAGAAGAAAAAAAAAACGAAAACAAAGAUAAGGCUAAGCUUUAAAAUAACGCAAUGACUAAACGAAGGCAAUCAAUGUAUACGCUUCAACACAAACUCGAAGGAGAGGUGUUUUAUUGAUGUUUAAAAUUCUAAACAAAACAUGUAUUUUGUACAAUGACUAACAUUCGCAACUUAUACCAUAGGAUUUUUUUCUAGAUGUGAUUUAUGCAUUCUGUUCCGUACUUAUUGACUAAUUCGUGGACGACUCUGUGAUGGCUAGUUUUUUGUCGUAAAUAAAUUAUAGUUUUUACAAAUUAGCAAA